Messenger RNA from Paraphaeosphaeria sporulosa, 1137 nucleotides. RefSeq lists its product as uncharacterized. The coding region runs from base 1 to 1137 and encodes 378 amino acids. Lineage: Eukaryota; Fungi; Ascomycota; Dothideomycetes; Pleosporales; Didymosphaeriaceae. The record is from RefSeq and is a predicted model, not a curated record. The transcript is spliced from 3 exons.
AUGUGGGACAGCGCCGUGCGGUGGACCUUCGCAGCAGACCCAGAUCCUAAACUCGAUGAGCCCGCGCACGAGACGUCGGUUUCUGCAUCCACAAAAUCCAAACCCAAACGUAAAACACGCACGACAGAUGCCCACGACUUCACCACACUCAGACCGACUCCCCACCAACCCCGCGGCGUGCCUUCCCUGCUCGUGCAAAAGGGAAAGAGCGAGCCCGUGGUGUCGGUUCCGGACCCGGCGAUCUGUGGAAGCGCAGUCUUAGUAAAAGGCGACGCGCUCAACACGCUCGCUACCAUGGCUUCACCUGCUAUGGCCUCACCCGGUUCUGUCUCUUCAAUCUCAUCGCUAUCGUCUCCGCCGGACAGCCCGCUGGACAGUCCCAGUCGCAGUCCCAGCCCGGCUGCCCCUUCACCACCGUCACCGCCAGAGUCCGCGACACUCGCUCCAACAUCACCUCAAAACCCAACUUCAGACGACAAGCCUGACACCGCAGCCAUACGCCCCGAAAUCGACGCCAUGCAACCACCGCCCUACCCCGACCCGGACCCCGUGACAGAAGCCUUCCUCGCGCCCAUGAAGACGCAGCUCGAGAAGCUGCGCCUGUCCACCGCGAGCGCGGCACCGACACCGAACAUGCGCGCGUACUUUCCCUCUAUGAAGAGCCACCUGCAGCUGUUGCGGGAGCGGCUGGAGCCUGUGGGUGCUUUCAUUGUGCAGGAGGUGGAGAAGCUGGAGAGGGGGGGUGGGGCGGUGGAGAUGAGGGUUUGUCACCAUAUUGCGAGGCACCACUGGCCGCUGCCCCCGACCCCGGGCGAGGCGACGCACCUCCGCAUCCACGAAAUGUACCGCAAUGCGCUGUUCAAGCGCGCACAUCUGGCGCUGCGUCCUCCCCCGCCACAAACACAACCACAACCACACCCGAUACCUCCACCCCGAACCCCACCCCUUGACGAAGACAGCGCCGACGACAUGCCCGCGCUCGAACCCGCCGCAGCGCCCUUCACCAAGUCCGCGAAGAACAAGCUGUCCAGCAGCGUGAUGAAGCUGACAAAGCUCUUGCACAAGGACAAGGGAAAAGACGAUGCCGCCAAACAGGGCAAGGACACGCACGAUGACGACAACAGCAGCGUAGACUAG